GUUGAGGUUUGUCAUAUGACUUUAAUUUCCUCCUGAUCCCUGGUCGUUCUGUGCUGUUAUUUCCAGUUUCCAUCCACUGUUUAGUUUAAUUUAACGAUACACCAUGCGUCACUACGCCUUCUUGGCUUUAUUCCUGCUUCUGGGGAGCGAAACUGUGUGCGCAAAUGUCACCACGGUCCCAACCGCAGCUCCAACCACCGUCACCACAGUCCCAACUCCAGCUCCAACCACCGUCACCACAGUCCCAACCGCAGCUCCAACCACUGUCACCACAGUCCCAACCCCAGCUCCCACCACCGUCACUGCGGCCCCGACCCCAGCGCCAACCAACGCCACUGCACCCCUGACAACAGCAGCAGCCAACGCCACCACAGCCCCGCCCCCGGAGCCGACCACCGAAGCGACAAACGCCACCACGGCCCCGCCCCCAGAGCCGACCACCGAAGCGACAAACGCCACCACGGCCCCGCCUCCAGAGCCGACCACCGAAGUAACCAAUGGCACCACGGUCCCGCCCCCAGAGCCGACCACCGAGGUGGCCAACGCCACCACAGCCCCGAGCCCAGCGACCUCGGCAGCGCCCACAGCAGCGCCCACACCCGCGCCGACUCCCCUCCCUCAGCCCAGUGUCGGCAGCUAUAGUGUGCGGAGCAAGGAGAACAGCACCGCCUGUCUGAUGGCCACCAUGGGCCUGCAGAUCAGCUACAAGGAAGGCGCAGUUCUUAAGAGUAUAAACCUGGACCCUAACAACACUGUUGCUGCCGGAAGUUGUGGGGUUAAUGGGAGUGAUGCCUCUCUUCUGCUGACGUUUGACAAAGGAUCCGUUGCAUUUGUUUUCAGUGAGGAGGGAAGGAAGUUCCGCCUGCACGUGGUAAAUGCGACCAUAAUCCCCAGCGCUAAUGGGACGGCCUUCAGCGCCUCCAACACCAACCUGUCCCUGUGGGAGGCCUCAGUGGGCACUUCCUACAUGUGCCGGAAGGACCAGACCUACAACAUCACCGACGCCCUCGCCCUCCAUACCCUGGGUCUGCAGGUGCAGCCCUUCGGAGUGCAGAACAACAGCUUCUCCACAGCUCAUGAAUGUUCAAUGGAUGACACCAGCAUCUUAAUCCCAAUCGUAGUUGGUGCCGCUCUGGCUGGCUUGAUUCUCAUUGUAAUGAUUGCAUAUGUGAUCGGUAGAAGAAAGACCUACGUUGGAUAUCAGACCCUUUAAAGUGACCCUGGAUGAUUAUGCAAUGAGUCAAUCCUGUUAUUUGUCGUUUUUUUUUUCUUCUGUUUUUUUUUUUUUCACCUUUUAGGAGCAAGUGCAGGUUCUUUAUCCUCCCUCUGUCUGUAGUUGCAUGCCUGGGCAUGCGGCUCGUGUAGUAACAAGCCUGGUAUUCAGUAUUACGUAAAGAAAGUGAUUGAAUCACAUGAUGUGCUCCAUCUGGACCAAGUGUCACUGACAGCGCAGGUCUGCACUGGUCUCCUUCUUAGGAAGUACCUAAUACUUUACUUAUGCUAGCGAGGGGGGCCAGGUUCUGAAUCUGAAUGAAUAGAGGAAGGAAAAAGCCCUGGUGGCUCUCACUCAUGGGGGUUAAAAAUUCUUUGACUCGGUUCUUUUGGUCCUGUAUAUUGGGCAAUACAACAUGUUGUGGCUCAUCUCUGUACUGGAGGUGAAUGGAACACAGGCCCAUGUGAGUCUAUGGUGGAGAGGGAGGCUCCCCCCGACCACAGAUCUGCGGCGGAGGGCGUUUCUCCCCCCAGGGCAGCGCCAGUCACAUUAUGACCAGACCAGCUCUAGCACCAGGAGUGACCGUUAGUGAGCCCUGAGCCUGCACUUGUUUCCUCCAGUAUGCAAAUUUGUUUUUCACCCUCAUUUCAUUCCCCCCCCCAUCCAUGUAUAUAUGUUACCCAGCCUUUGUCUUUGGUGUUUGACGCCCAUCGUAUGCAGUCAGUAUUUCUGCCUUGGCGAUCGAGGCCACAGGCUGUUCACAUGCACUCUGCAUCAAGAUGACGUGAAUUACCUGGGAGCUCAUGAAAAUAAUUAUCAUUUGGGCCUAACAAUAUCAAAAAAUGAGAUGCAUAAGCAAUAAAUUGGCAGUGCGUUUAAAAUUCCGCUGGAUGUUGUCUUCAGGGAGAAUACUGCACCUUCACUAGUAUUUGAGCACAUACUAGUGAUCAGCCAAUGAUCACAGCAAAGUCUUUACAUCCUAAUGGAGGUAUUCCCACCUUAUGAUUGAGGCAUUAAUACCUGGACUUCAGGGCAAUGUCCAGCCAAGGAGAGGCUGCCUGAACUGAGCUGGUGUCCAGCUAGCAUGCGAGGCGCAGGUGACAAACCCAAAAACAAAGGUGGAGCUCUUUCUCUUUCUUUUGUUCUUUCUUUGUAGACAUACUCAUAAUUUGUUGGCAUUAGGUUUAAAAAAGGGAUAGCUCAGUAGUGUGCAGAAAACUACCUUCAUUUCAGCGACUCUCCCAAGAUUUGUUAGUUUUGUUAAUUUUUUUUUGCAGUGUACUCACUUAAGGACACUACAAGGCGUGUUCUGCUUUCUUAUUAAUUCAGAACUGUUGCUGCUUGGUUCCACUUGUGAAUGUAGUUCUCGCUGCAGUGUUGGUGCUGGGAGCUGCAAUAAAAGUAACACCUUUUUUUGGUAAUUGAGCCAUUACAAGCUUCUGCGCAGUGCCAGCAGAUCAAAAGGUGUUAUGAUCUCAAACGUGGAGGGAAAUUGCUCAAGUGCACAUAUGCAUAUUGUAAUGGUGAGGGGGUUUUGUUGUAACUUCAAUUUGUUUGACUAGAACACUUGAUUGCAAAGUUGGUUGCUGUUAAUCUCUUUAAUUUCAGCCCAUUUGCCUAAUUUGAUUCAUACCUCAAAAUGAUUAAUUGUUUGAAAGAAUGGUCAGUGAUUGAGCAGUUCUGCCCAUUUGUUAAGCAGCAGUUUAUCCAAAGGCGAUUCCACUUUUAUAGCACAAAGGUUGGGUGCACCAGCUUGGCAUAAAUUUUCUGGGGCCUAGUCAUGAGCUUCAAGCCCAGUGCACACUACACUUCAUUAAACCAAGAAUGCCGUACACAUAGCUGGUGCAUCUGGAUCCUGCUCCCCCGAGUCCUAUAAGUUGUCGCUGAUGUAAUUGAUGAAACAUUCAUUUGAAUAUCCCCCCCCACCACCACACACACACCCCUUUGUCACUUACCGUAAUGAAAAGUAUUGAAUUCAGUUUCAUUCCAUCAGUUGCUCCCCAGUCAUAAGCGUUUUGUCUAGGCCUUUUCAUCCAAAACCACAGAUAUAAGCAAAACAUCCAUGAAGGCAGUGGGAUGCAGUUUUAUUCUUGUUUUUUUGUUUGUUUUUUGUUGUUUUGUUCUGUUUGUCGUUUAUUUUCCACUGAUCAUUUCAGUGAUGUGUAAUAGUCUUUGCUUUUGGAAAUGGAAGCGUCUGAUUAUCAUGAGAAAUGUGUGCCUUUGCGAUGAGAAACUGCAUUUUGUCAACUUUACAGUAAGCAUGAGAUUUCCGUUAUAUUAUGAUAGCAGUUUGGUUCUUUAGCGUUUGCCUUCGCCUCGAAAGGUUUUGCAGAAUUGCUCCUUUAGAAUAGCAUUUCAAAGAAUGUGUUUUUUGUGAAAAGGGAGUCCAAAUUGUAGCAUGUUGUUCACAUAAAAAAUGGCAGAUGCUUGCUUUUUGCUUCAGUGUAAUCUGUCAGUUAGAUUUUUACAGCCCACAUCUUAAUGCACAAAAGCAACAAUGCGAGAUUCCAUUUUAAUUGAUUUUCUAAUCUUUUAAAAUAGAAGAGAACUGA
This is a messenger RNA of Megalops cyprinoides (Indo-Pacific tarpon), 3765 nucleotides long. RefSeq names its product lysosome-associated membrane glycoprotein 2-like. The transcript has 6 exons. Lineage: Eukaryota; Metazoa; Chordata; Actinopteri; Elopiformes; Megalopidae. Bases 104 to 1213 code for a protein of 369 amino acids. The record is from RefSeq and is a predicted model, not a curated record. Gene Ontology annotation, biological process: protein targeting to lysosome involved in chaperone-mediated autophagy; cellular response to starvation; autophagosome maturation. Gene Ontology annotation, cellular component: autophagosome membrane.